AUGGUAAUGGUGCAUUACGGUGCUACUCUGCUUAUGCUAUCCGAACUCGAUCUUACGGGAUCCUCCGUUGCAAAUCAAGUGUUUAGGCGAUAUAAAAGCUUGGUCGAGCAUAUACGACUGAGAAAUUCGCAUAUUAAUUCAAGUCAACCAUCGCCCCGGAUCUCCGAGUCUGCUUCACAACAUGACGAUGUCUUAUUAUGUGUAGAAUAUGACCAGCGUAGGAAAAUGUCAAUAUCGGGCGAAGAUGUUUUUGUUAGGACGAAACAGAGUGCAAUUAUUGAAGACCCUCUCGUUGACUCCAUAUCAGAUGGUGGUGAAAUCCGCUCUGUGCGGUUGAUAUCAAGGGAUGAGCUAAUCCGAACUGUUGAAAGUCCGGACACGAAAUCGAAAAGUCUUGCCAAGUUGCUCAUAGCUUUUUUCUAUUGCUUAUCCUCAUUACUGAUUACAGCCUUUGUAAUGGUUCUAGUGCAUGACCGUGUACCAGUUUACUUGGCUACACAAGAUUUUAGAAGUAUGCAGAUGAUAAUGGAGAAAUUGCUGCAGAUUACUUAUGUUCUCGACCCUAGGAAUGUCGAUACAGCAUUCUAUAUAUCAUCGCGGAUGUUCCUCUACUAUCAUGCCUACGCAUACAAUCAUGCGAACCUUACUGCUACGGACGACCGUAUUCGACUCUGGUUUCCGUUGGGAUGGUUUUUCGAGGCUGGUAGCAUUGGGAAGGUCCCAAACGAGUUUGAAAUGCCACUACGAGUUAUCAUCCCAAGGUGGUGGGACAACUCGCGUAGACAUGAUGAAAAAGAAGAGCGAGAGGAACACAAGCACGAAAAAGAAGCGAAACAUUCGAAGAAGUUGAAAAAGAAGAAUCACUAG
This is a messenger RNA of Ostertagia ostertagi, 867 nucleotides long. Lineage: Eukaryota; Metazoa; Nematoda; Chromadorea; Rhabditida; Trichostrongylidae. The record is from the annotation of a GenBank genome assembly.